GAAGGGAUUACUCAAGCAUCAUGCGCGCGCCACUGUCACAUUAAAGCCCCAAACGGGUAAAGAGUGCGGUCUUUGAAGUGUGCUUGCUGCAUUGCCGAGAUCAGGGGAAGGGAUGCAUGGCUCAGCUUUCGUCGAUGGGAACCUUGAACAUCCUCAUUACCACUGUUGAAGCUGACUGCAGAUCCCAACAUUGCUCUGUCCGGUCAAGAUCGGCAUCAGAGAUUGGCCCAUGGAUAGAACUACUCGAAAUGCAUUUCUCAAGACGGUCAAUUUGCCAGGGAGCAAUAAGCGGGCUGAUUCUUGUUCCGAAAGCCAAUCAUGUCAUGACACUAAAUCUUUGUAGAAACAGCCACCAUGUGGCUAUUAGACUAAGGGAUCGUAGUCGACUUUCUGAGCCUCUUCGGCCCGAUAUUGAACGUCUUCCGCACCACUCCCUAGGGCGUUCGACUGCUUCCUUGAGUGAUACUAGCUUGACGAGAUACUCUCACAGAGCUUGCUUCUUUCUGCCAUCAUAUCGUCCCGAUGCCCUGCCCGACAUGCGCUACGUCAUGCCAGUCUCCUGUGCACAAGCCUAGGCUUCACCGUAAGAGGCCGGGUUAGGCACCUACAAAUCGUUUCAAGCGUAACCGGUAUUGACCACGCCCAAUAACCUGCGAGAACCCCGCCAACACAGUGUUUGCGUUACUCAAACCACUCGAGUUUGUGAAUGACGGGCGCCCUCUAAGGGGCCCAGUGUAAACCAAUGCUUUACUACCUGGAAGUUUUUAUCAUCUGAAACCCGCGCGCGAAAAGCCACCCUAGGUAUAUUCAGGGUAGCUCUCAUUGAGGCGGUUGAUGAUUGAAAGUGGGGACCCAUAGGGUGAUUAAGGCGUUAUCAUCC
Molecule: messenger RNA, 880 nt
Organism: Ilyonectria robusta
Lineage: Eukaryota; Fungi; Ascomycota; Sordariomycetes; Hypocreales; Nectriaceae
Exons: 1
Coding region: 117-575 (152 amino acids)
Source: RefSeq, a predicted model, not a curated record